This is a messenger RNA of Gymnogyps californianus (California condor), 2316 nucleotides long. RefSeq names its product relaxin family peptide receptor 2 (gene RXFP2). Gene Ontology annotation, cellular component: membrane. Lineage: Eukaryota; Metazoa; Chordata; Aves; Accipitriformes; Cathartidae. Gene Ontology annotation, molecular function: G protein-coupled receptor activity; protein binding. The record is from RefSeq and is a predicted model, not a curated record. Gene Ontology annotation, biological process: G protein-coupled receptor signaling pathway.
AUGGAAGACAUUUCAGUUGGUGUUGUCUGCCAAAAGGGUUAUUUUCCAUGCAGAAAUCAUACAACGUGCCUCCUGCGGACAUUUCAUUGUGAUAGCAUAAAUGACCGUGAGAAUGGUGCGGAUUAAGAGAACUGUGGAGAUAAUAGUGGAUGGGCAAGUAUCUUUGAUAUGGUUCAUGGAAAUUCAUCUGAUAAAUUCAUCUGGAUUUAUCAGAAGAAUUCUAACUUAGCCCUAAUGGGUCUCAGAAUGACGCUGCCUCUGAUCAGACAUACUUGGUGGGUCAUAUGUAAGACAUUCACUCAAGAAUCCCUUCUCCCAGGUCUCCACCAAUACCCAGUAGGUUGCAGGUGCAUGGAAACAGAACUAGAAUGUGCUGCGGUUAAUUUAAAAUCUGUGCCACUUGUUUCAAGUAACGUAACCCUCCUCCUGUCAGCCUCAGGCCACUCACUAAAGAUCACUGGUUGUGCAGCCAGCAUUGGGUUAUCAAUUACUUUUACGUCACUCACACACAACCAAAUCCAUUCUCUUCCAGAUGAAGGUUUCAGCAAGUGUACAAAGGUGAAGAAAAUAUUUCUACAACACAAUUGCAUUCAGACAAUAUCAAGGAAAGCAUUUUUUGGACUAUGCAAACUUCAGAAAUUGUAUCUCAGUCAUAAGUGUAUUACUAGUUUGAAACCUGAGGUACUCAGAGAUCUACACAAAUUGAAAUGGCUAAUUCUAGAUUAUAACCCAAUAGUGAAAAUUUCACAGGAGUUAUUUACUGGGCUAAAGUCUUUGUUUGUUCAAUCAAUGAUAAACAAUUCACUUGAGACUCUUCCCAAGAAGAUCUGUACUCAAAUGCCUUUUAUUAACUGGAUGGAUUUUGAAGGCAAUCAUAUGAAGGCUUUAACUAAUACCACCUUCCUGGAAUGCGAUGCGCUCACUGUAUUUUUUCUUCAUGGAAAUCAAAUCUGCUUGCUGCCUGCAAAUAUAUUUUCCUCAUUAAAAGAUUUGGGGGAAUUGGAUCUCUCCAGCAACAUGAUUACAGAAUUACCAUGUUAUCUUUUUAAAGACAUGAAGUAUUUACAAAAGCUCAAUCUGUCUUUCAAUCCACUUUCUCACCUCUCUGAGGAUCACAAUGACAGUCUUCAGCAGCUUCAGUCAUUAUACCUGGAAAGGAUUGAGAUUCUAAAUAUAAACGGAAGAAUGUUUGAACAUAUGAGGAACCUCUCCCACAUGUAUGUAUCUACUUCAAAAAGUUUCACUUAUUGCUUCUAUGCACUCCACGUGUGAAUAUGCACAUCAUUAACAGACGGGAUUUCAUCAUUUGAAGAUCUCUUGGCUAACAAUGUUCUGAGAGUAUUCGUGUGGGUCAUAGCUUGUGUUACGCAUUUCGGAAAUCUUGUCAUCAGAAUGAGAUCAUUUAUCAAAGCAGAAAAUGAGACGCACACCAUGUCUAUAAAAAGUGCUGAUUGUCUAAUGGCGGUGUAUUUGUUCUUCAUUGGAGCUUUUGAUUUUAAAUACUGUGGACAGCAUAAAAAAUAUGCUGUGCUGUGGAUGGAAAGUUUACCAUGCCAUAUCAUGGGGUUCAUUGCCAUGCUAUCUACAGAGGUGUCAGUCCUGUUGUUGACAUAUCUGACCUUGGAAAAGUAUUUAGUGAUUGUCUUUCCCUUCAGUAAUAUCCGUCCUGGAAAGCAGCAGACAGUAGUGAUUCUUACAUCCGUAUAGAUUGCUGGAUUUGCCAUAGCAAUAAUCCUAUUCUGGGAUGAGGAUUUUCUUGGAAAUUAUAACAGGGAAAAUGGAGUUUGUGUCCCAUUGAAUUCUGAUCAAAUAGAAGAAAUUGGAGGCAACAUGUAUUCUCUUGAUAUAUUUCUUGGUGUGAACCCACUAGCCUCCAUCAUCAUCGAGUCUUCAUAGGUCAGCAUGUUGUGUUCCAUGCAAAAAACUGCCCUUCAGACAUCAGAGGUAAGGAGUCACAUACACAGGGAUGUUGCUGUUGCCAAUCAGUAUUUUUUAAUAGUAUUCACUGAUGCCAUCCGCUGGAUUCCUGUCUUUGUCAUUGAAAUCCUCUCCUUAUUCCAGGUCGAAAUUCCAGACACUGUCCCUUCCUGGAUAGUGAUAUCUGUUCUGCCAAUACACAGUGCCUUGAACCCCAUUCUCUAUACUCUCACAACUAGUGUCUUUAAGGAGAAGUUGAAGCAGUCACUGGACAGUCAUUGAAGGAGGGCAAUUUUCAAAAAUGAUGAAAAAACUUCAGCCACUUCAAUCAUGUGGACAGACGAUCCCCUCACCCAUAGCUCUUCAUUUAGGCUUGAAUUUUUAAAAAAUUACUCCUGA